Molecule: messenger RNA, 11335 nt
Organism: Zootermopsis nevadensis
Lineage: Eukaryota; Metazoa; Arthropoda; Insecta; Blattodea; Termopsidae
Source: RefSeq, a predicted model, not a curated record
UUUGGAGUUGUGCGCGGUCGUUACACACCCAGUGUUGCUGAGGAAUUUUUAAAACGUCUGUAGUUCGUCGGCCAUGGAUAUGUCAUCGGAUGCUUGUGAAUAUACGACAACAAUUGCGAAUACCUGAUUGUUGGAUGCUAGUGAAUCGCGUUACUGUGGAGUGAAGUUUUCUUGUAUGUAUCCUGAAAAGUUUAUUCUCGAGUGCUGCGCAGUCACUUCAUACCUUCAGGCGGUUUUUACUUGUGUUACCUGUGCGACAGACAGCAGCAGUCAAAGAUGAAUCCCAUGGAAGCAGGAGCAAGGAAGGAGCAGGAACGCGAGGCCCUGCGCAGUGUGAUUGCGCAGUGGAACGCGAAUCGUCUCGACUUAUUCGAAUUGUCGCCUCCAAAUGAGGAUCUGCUGUUUCAUGGGGUGAUGCGUUUCUAUUUCCAAGAUUCUGGCCAGAAGGUCGCCACGAAGUGCAUUCGCGUGGCGUCUGAUGCCACGUGUCAGGCCGUCAUCGAGACGCUGAUUGAGAAGUUCCGCGCAGACAUGAGAAUGCUCUCCUUACCUGAGUACGCCCUCUAUGAGAUCCACGAGAACGGAGAUGAGCGGCGACUCGGUAUGGACGAGAAGCCUCUCCUGGUGCAACUCAACUGGCACAUGGAUGACCGAGAGGGCAGGUUCUUGCUGAGGAGAAUAGACGACAAAACCAACGUUCCAGCAGUCGGGUUUCAAGAAGGCGGCUCGAGCUUCAGACGGAAACUAUCAAAACGUGAGAAGAAGCAACUCAAGAAACAAGAAAAGCUGAACAAACUUAAAACGAACACGCCGGCGAACAACGAAAAUGACGGAGGUGUUGCCGGAAAACUGUACACGGAACUUCCAGAGACCAGUUUCACGCGUUCCAUCUCAAAUCCGGAGGCCGUCAUGCGUCGUCGUCGACAGCAGAAGCUGGAGGGGAAGCUGCAGCAGUUCCGCAGUAAGGACGGAGGACCGGACACGGGGGGCACGUUGAAGAUCUACGGGGAGUCCCUGUGUCGCGACGUCCCGUACAAAACUUUGCUCCUGUCCGUCCGCGAUACAGCACAGCAAGUCGUGAGAGAAAUGCUGACGAAGUACGGGCUGGACCGAGAAACGGACCCCCACAGCUACUGCCUUCUGCAGGUGAACACGGCAGUGCCAGCUGAUAAUGGGGAGAGCAAAGAGUACCAUGGAGGGACAAAUAACCGCGAAUACAUACUGGAUGACGACGAGUGCCCUCUUGCGAUUCUGAUGAACCAUCCGUCAUCGCGUGGUUCUAUAAUGUUUCAUGUUCGGAGACGGCCGGCCGACUACCAUCCUCGUAAGCGGAAGAAGAAACCUCAGCAGAAAUGGAACAAGGGCAGCGAGCUUACGGAAUAUCGCUACGAGGAUGGUUAUGACAGACUGCCCUUUUUCCUCGAGCUAAACCCAGAUGGUACAGAUAUUGUAAAUGGCACACCAAAACGCCACGUCCUCCACCCAAAUGUAACUGAAGUUGGCAGUGAACGACCGAUCAACUCGGCCGGAUCGCAGCAACAUGGCCACCAGUCACAGUCGUUGCAGCUUUUUGGACCGAACGUACAGCCGAGGCACUGCGUCAUUGCUCACACGGAAGGAAUCGUCACGGUUACGCCGUGCAGUGGGAAUGCGGAGACAUACGUGAAUGGUCAGCGGAUCUAUGAGACGACAAUUUUGCAGGUAACACCUUCAGUCGAACUAGUAAUAAGUCCGACUGGGGUUCGAUCCCCAAUGGUCAGAUACAUGAAGUUCAGAAACUGGUUCUUGAAAGAAUUCCUGCCGGACUUGUACUCGAGUGUGACACUUAAUGUAAAACUUUGCAUGAUUUUGCUUGAUGUUUUGUCAUGUUUUGUCGUAAUUGAUGUGCGGUUCAGACAAUCGUCACGAGACGACACCGUCGGUCACGGUGGAGCUGCGACACCUGCUCACAACGCUAAUACCACCGGUCCUAACGGAACGUCUCAGAAUUACGAAACGACAUUUGACGUAGACGGUAAUGUGGAGACGGUAUCGACGUCGAGCCUCGGAAAUAAGGAGGAAACUCGAUCGCAGAGAUCAGUCAGCAGUAGCAGAGAUGGAAACAGGUUGUCAAAUUAUGAACGGUAUCCACGUGGUACGGAUCCAAUCCUCCCGGCAGUACUCGAGUUUCGUGAAGAAACAGAAGAAGCGUUCCUACAUGCCGUGGUGACGGACCUCGAUCCUGCCGCACCUCAUUUUAAGCUUGCGCCGACAUACACGCUGUACCUAGUGGCAAGGUAUCGAGCUUCGACGCACUACAGACCGGAACUGACUCCAACUGAGCGAGCCCACAGGCUCACUGUACUCCUUGCAAGAGUGGCUGCCAUCAUACACAAUGUCAUACAGGAGAGAUACGCUGAUGCCAAGUCCCUAGCGUUCUGGAUGGCAAAUUCUUCGGAACUUCUUCACUUCUUGAAGUCUGACCGACAUAUUUCUGCAUUUUCUUUGGAUGCCCAGGAUAUUUUGGCGGAUUGCGUGCAGAUAGCUUUCAAGAACCUCGUGUCUUGUCUGCAAGGUGAUCUUGCAGCCGCAAUGCCCCACUUUAUGUCGGAAAGAGAUGAUAACCCAGAGGAUGAGAAUGCGGCUACAGUCCUUCAGGUGUUGACGUCAGCGAUGGCGUUACUAAGGAGAUGCCGCGUGAAUGCAGCCUUGACCAUACAGCUGUUCUCACAGCUGUUCCAUUUCAUCAACAUGUGGUCAUUCAACAAGGUGGUGACGUCGCCUACCAGUCCGCAUCCUCAGCAGCCCCACGGCGUGUGUUACUGCACCAGGACCUGGGGCCUGAGGUUGAAGUCAAAACUGGCGCAGUUAGAGGCGUGGGCAGAGCGACAAGGGCUGGAACUGGCCGCAGAUUGCCAUCUGGCUCGAAUUAUACAAGCGGCACAUUUGUUGCAGGCUCCAAAAUACAACGCAGAUGAUCUGGCGACACUGAGCUCCACGUGCUUCAAACUCAACUCGCUACAGCUUCGAUCGCUUCUGUCAAAAUACCAGCCAACGCCUGAUGAGCCUCGACUGCCGCACGAGCUGAUCGAAAACGUGGUGAGGGUGGCAGAGAACGUAGCAGAUGAAUUGGCUCGCUCGGAUGGACGGGAGGUUAGACUCGAAGAGGAGCGGGAGUUACAGCUGCCUUUCUUGCUCCCUGAAGACGGUUACAGCUGCGACGUAGUGCGCGGUGUGCCGCAGGGUUUGGCGGAGUUCCUGGCCCCCCUGCAGCAUGCUGGUCUGUGCAGAAUGAGCACGCAGCCCACAUCAAGCGGACUGUGGACCAUAUACAUGACACAUGAACCUAAUCUAGGGGCUCGAAGUCCGAGCGCCCUGAGCAACAGGUCGGGCGGAUGUCCGCCUCAGCAGCAAGAGCCUGAAAUUCAAGUCAUCAAACUGAACAAGUCUAACAAUGGCAUGGGCGUGAGCAUUGUUGCAGCCAAGGGCGCAGGACAGGACCGCCUGGGCAUCUACAUCAAGUCUGUGGUGAAAGGCGGAGCCGCGGAUGCCGAUGGCCAAUUACAAGCAGGUGACCAGCUGUUGAAGGUUGACGGACAGAGUCUGGUUGGAAUUACACAAGAGAAGGCAGCUGAGUAUCUCGUUCGAACUGGUCCAACUGUAACGCUGGAGGUCGCCAAGCAGGGUGCCAUUUACCAUGGUUUAGCAACGUUACUUCAGCAACCGUCGCCAGUCAUGGGAAGAGCUCCAAAUCUGACAAGACCUCGCCCUAACUCCGAACUGCUUACUCCAACUUAUGACAUCGCACCUACCAGAGGACACCUGGCACCAAGCAUGUCUAUAGCAAACCUUCAUUCUUCGGCUUCGACCGGCAAACGAUAUCCGAGCACAUAUCAGGAAAGAGUUGACUGGAACAGCCAAUCAGGUCUGGCCUCUAAGGAAUGUUUGUACCCUUUGAACCAAUCUAUUUAUUCUGCGGUACAUGUGAAUCCUGUUCGGAAUUUAUCAUCUCAUUCUCCUUACCAUUGUGAGUGCGUACGAUGUGCCACCUCGUAUUUAACCAGUGAAUCUGGUGGUGCGUCAGGCAACACUUUGACUGUACCUCUCUCUCACCCCGAACACUCGACUCUUAAGGUCAUUGGCACGUGUAAGAUGAAUGAUGGGAAACGCAUCGGUAGGUUUCGUAAUGCGGAAACAAAUACGGAGUCGGCUACUACAAAAAAUGGAGACGCGAGUUUCUCGUUACGCGUUUCUCCUCCCGAAAAGCAAGAGUACCCCGCGUUGACUAAAUUCUUCCAUAAUAAGUUUUUGAAAGGACGCGGCGUCGAGUCGGAUACAGUUGGUACCGCUAAGAAUAACGUCGCUUUUAAACCAGCGCAGAUGCCUGGGAUUGCUAUCGAAGUUGAAAACAGUUCUGUGUCGUCUGUUGUAUCGAGUGGAGACCGCGAUGAUUCUGCUUCUCCGUGCUGCAUGAACGAAUGUUGUUCCGCGUCGUCGACGACGUCCGACUCGUCGGAUCCGUCUGCGAACUGUAAGACGGGCAGCAAAUGUAAAUAUUCUGAAAUACCCGAAUUUAAAUUAGCAAAUAGAAGAAAUUAUGAGACUGCAGAUCGAAGUAUCCGUGCGAAUGGGAAUACGAAGAAAGUUAAGGAUGUCGACGAUAUCUUGCUGAGUAAUCUGAACACCAGUGGCUCCAGUAUGCAUCGUAAACUGGAGAACAAGAAUAUUGAGGUCGAUGGCACUGACGGACAUAUGAUAAUGUCGAUGCUUAAUUUGGACCUGAGCUGUAUUAAAGAUGAUGACAACUCAUCCGACAAUAGUAAACAAUCAAAAUGUUGGAAAUCUCCCGAAGAAGUUAGGUUAGGGUACGGCCGUGUCGCUGCCUUGGCUAAACAUUUUUCGCACCUUGAAGACAGUGGACUGAUACGAAUCUGCGGAAGGGGAGGGUGUAGAGGAAGAACUAGGUCAGGUCUUUGGAGCGGAGCGUUUAAAUCAGUCCCUGACAUGACCAGAACAUGUCUUAGAAAAGAUGGUAAUUGGGAUUGUCUCGUACCGGUACGUCCCAACUCGUGCAGUCACGUAUGCGGUGUUGGGCUGGGAGCCGUCAGUUACAGCGCUGAUCGCUUGUCCCUUGGAUGCGGAAGUGACGACUUUGAAGUGCAGGAUCAGUACAAGAGCUGUGAGGAGCUUGUCUCGCGAGAUGACGGCGCUGAAUUUAAGAUUGCAGGGAGUGGGGACAAGGAAUUUGAGACAGUAGCAAGGCAGUUAGAGGACCAAGAAAUGACUCGAGGACACGAAGAUGCGUCACAGUCAAGUUAUGACGGAAGUCGGGAGAAUAGGCAAGUUUUAACUGAAGUUAAAUCGGUGGGAAAUCAGUUACGGUGUUGUAUCAGUAGCGCUAACGGUUGCCUACAACAGCAUGAAGUCGGUGCGGCAAAGCACAGAGCUUUUAUCUUACUUACUUCAAAAGACACACCUGUCAAGCACAGUAAAAGUGUAGAGAGCUUUAUGUCAGCAGUACCUUACGUUGGUAGCUAUCAGGACCUCCCUUUGUUCAGUUCUGAGCGGCCGAGGAGCGAAGAUAACAUUUUGAAAGUUGGACCUUCUAAGGGUAAUGUGCGCUCAUGGGACAAAGAAAGACGUCUCUGUGCCGAAACUGAGAGUCAUUUGAGACCUUGUUUAAAGUCCGAGAGCGUUGUGUUUCCAAAUCAGAUGAAGUUUUGUCGAUUGGUAGACCAUAGACCCAAGAGUGAGGAUAAUAUCCUGCUGUCGGCAUCUGUUCAAGACAAGUUUUUGGUCGGUUGUGGUGGAAAUGAAGUGAGAAGUAAUUUGGAACCUCGGUUAGCCAGCGCUGGGAGCGCGAGCAAAGAGCCGGAGCGCGCCGGACGUGGACUCCCAGUUCUCACAAGGUGGCCUCGUCGUAUGAGUGAAAGAGACUUGCCGUCAAGACUCCUAAGUGAGCAGAAUCACAACGGAGAUUCACGGCGACACAUGGCACCCCAUGCACCCAUACAGAGUUCAAAAUCUGUUCCAUCACUAAACAGUGGAAACAGCGAUCUUGUUCAUGGACCCACAUCCCCUGGGCCAGCACCCACUUCCACCCCUGGCAGCAAGCAACAUGAGGUAUUCAACCCUGGCUACAGCCGCACCUCAUCCACAAAUAGCAUUCCCCAGAAAACAUAUGAAGUCCAGUCACAGCCUGCCAAUGGGGCAGGGAUCAGGUCAAAAUCAAGUCAGAAUCUCAAUGAUCCUCGCAUCCCCGCGUCAGCAUUGCCACCAAGUGGCCUUGUUUCAAGGCAGUCUUCGAAUCCAAGCCUUCACCAUCCUCCGCAUCUGCAGUCACCAAUCCAACCACAUCACAUGAAUCAGCAUCCACACCCAACUCAGAUAAACCCGCAACAUCCAUCGCAGAACCAACAUCCUUCCCAUACAAAUCACCAUCCGCCACUGCAAUCGCUGCAUCCGUCCCAGAACCUUCCCCACCACCCAUCACAAAACCAACAGCAGCAUCCACCUAAUCAGCAUCUGAUGAAUCAGCAGAAUCAGCAAGGUGGCGAUGGGGAGCGUUUCUAUCAGAAUUUAAGUAUUUAUAGAAACCACGAACUGCACAACGGCUAUCCACCUCCGAGCCCGAAUAGAGGGAAACUGCCCAGCCCACAAGCUCAUGAAGACAGAAGUCCGACACACCAGCAGAAAAGUUUGCGAGGCUCGCAGUCGUCUCUGCACCGUCCGCCAGAUGGCCUACAACCUGGUACACGAGAUCGCCCGGCCUCAGCCUACAUUCCCCAGAAAGAUCAGUAUGGUAGCCCUCAACAUGUCUCGGGCAUGGCUCCCCGUUCUCAGUCAACUCGUGACAUCAUGAGGCAAGAAGCAAAACUGCAAGAAAUGCAAGAAGAAAUCCGGAGACGGGAAAUGAGAGGAGGAGUCACGUCGCCGCAGCAUUAUCCCCUGCAACCAGGAGUGCAUGCCCGACCUCAGAUGUUGCCUGGCCAUCCUCAACGAGUCCCCAACACCAAUUAUCCGUAUCACAACCAAGACCCAAACAAUCCCCUUCACGUUCAGCAUAACACCAUGCUGCCUUUUUCGCAGUCCCCCGGUGGUGGCCAGCCUCAGUCGUCCCCAUCAUAUAGUGGAGCUCAUCCUCAUGUGGGGUAUGCCCCUCCUCCCACAGCACCCAAACCUAACCGUUAUCCGGGCCCCGUACACGCCGGCAGUGAAUUACAGAGGCCACCCAUCCCCGCAGAUUCUAACCACCAAAAUGUGUUGGGACACGAAAUUCAGGGACAAGUAAGGCCGCCUUUAGGCAGCGAUUCGCAAGGGUCUGCUCGACCAUCCAUGCCCCCUGAAGAUGUGGGUUACAGAGACUCUCCUCCACCACCGCCACCUCCAACGUCAACGCAUCCUCUUUACCAGUCAGGAAGCUCGAAUACAGGACAGAAACUGCUCUCGCCUUCUGCAAAUUCUGAUAACAGGUAUACAGCGAGUAUGGGGGAGCCUCCUAGAGGAACCUACUACCCCGCCUCUCCAGGCACCGGAAACCAGCCGUCUCGCCACUACCAGUUUAAUGCCACAAACCCUUGGGAAAGAGAGGAACGGGAAAAAGAGCAGCAGCGUCGGCGAGAGGCUGCGAGAGCGUGGCGUGACCAGCAGAUUUCGGAACUGGGUGGCCUGCCUCAGCGCACGUCUCAGCAGGAGGAACAGCUGCGAGCACUCAAGUUGGAGCGAGAAUUCCAGCGACGCGCAGAGGAGUGCGCGCGGCAAGAGGAAGAGGAGGAGUGCGAAGAGGAACAAGAGAGUGUGGAUCGAGUACAAGGUUUGUUGCACAUGGCAGCACAGCAGCAAGAUGAUGCGGACCACAGUCGAAGCCAGAAUACUCGGCGACCGCAAGAUUUUCAGCAAAAUGGGCGACCGUCAGUGCUGCCUGCUGCUAACACUUUGCCAUCCACAGCAAAUACUGUGACAGAUGAGAAGGAGAAGGUCAAGAGAAUUGAGGAGAUUAAACGGAAGCAAACAGAGGUGAACUCCGGCAGGGAGGAGGAGGAUUGGAUGUUGCAUGAUACCUCAAAACGAAGGGAUGAAGAAAUUAGACACAAUCUUCAACAUCAGAUGCUGCAACAGCCGAUGUCUCCACAUCAGCCACAGAAUCAAAUUUUAUCUCCAAGUCAACAAAGCAAUACAUCCGUGUCCAGACCACUGACUCAUGUUCCACACGCAGUAACAACACCAAACAAUAAUCAGUACAUGCUACCUACACCAAAACCUGCCAAUCCUAGCCAUCUGCGUUUAGAUAACCUUGUCAUAAACGGUCCAGCGUCUCCUCCUCCGCAGAUUCAUCACACCACCUAUCAGCCCACAAAUCCUCAUCAACAGUAUAAUGGUUAUCUUACAUCCCAGUCAUCAAACAACAUUACUACCACGACAAGCAACUAUCACCAACAUGACCACAGUAAAUCACCUGCAGGUACCACAUUGCCGCUGUCACCGAAUGCAACGCAGAAAGUAGAGUCAAUUAAUUAUUACCAGCAUCAGGAAUCAAAGCCGCCAUUUGUUAAUAGCGCAUCGCCCUUACAGCAAAGUGGUGCACAGAGGCUAGACUCCCUUCUGCUAAUGAGCAGUGGUCAGCAGACGAGUAGUUCGAAUGAAAGGAACUCGAAUCUUCUGGUUCCACCUCAGCCACCAGAGAGGGGAUCGUCAUUUACAGUAAUGUCUCAAACGCAGGGUGUAUUGAGAAAUCCCAGUACAAAUAUGUUGUCAGCCGGCUCUGAGCGGAGCAGCAUGGCACAUAGCAGGGGGUCAGAAGCUAAUCCAACAACGAAAAGGGUGUCAUUCCACGAUCCAAACGCCAAUCAGCCACCGCCUCAGCCGCCGAUGGAACAGAUUCGGGAGGAUCCCGAUCACUUCAUUAAUGAGGCUGAGACUUUAUUGGCAUCUCCAAAGAGCCCAGAUGGCGGUUUGUUUUCUGGAAAUACACCGGGAGUGAUCGGAGCUCAGGAAGUUUACAAAGAUCCACGUGCUAGGUUACUGGCCGCUCAGCAGCACCAGAAAUUACUGUCAACACGAUCAGGUCCUCUGCCGGAGAAACUCAGUUUUAAGGAGAAAAUGAAAAUGUUUGCUAUGGAAACAGGAGAAGAUGGCACUCCGCGAGAUAAAGUUAAAAUCUCACGAGCCCAGAGGGAAAUUGACAACUUAGGAACGCCUACUGGUUCCAACAAUAAUGCUAAUUGAUGGCAGCUGUGAAGACGUGAUUUAUGAAUCUGGUUUGUGAUACGGUCUAGGUACGGAACUCUUUUAAGACGGGAGAUCGUGCGGCAGGUGCUUCUGAAAAUUGUGAUACUGAAGAAACUUGAGAGAGCAUCAAAUGAUGCCGGGUUGUCGUCGUAUUAAUUGAAUCGUCUAGUACCUCUCUGAACACAGGAAGUUUAACAUAUCAGUUUCUGCAUUAUUUAGGAGUAACAAACACUUUGCAAUAGUGAAACCUCGUGUUGGCAGUCUUCAUUGCAGCGAGCGUUGUCGUAAAGAGUCACGAAACUAAUGUGAGGGAGUACUUUCAAAGUGGACCAUCUUUCUUACAUCCCUGUUGAAGUACAAGUUUGCCAUCAAGCACGUUCUUCGGACCAUGCGGCAGACUCGACCAAGAGGAUGCCUGGUGUAAAGAAAUGUCAUGUAGAUAGAAAUAAUAAGACUUGUCGAGAGAGACUGAAAUAAUUAUCACUUUAUGAAAGCAAGCAUAAAUGAAUCACUGCAGUAUGCGCUACUUCUUUGUCUUUGCUAUUUGUAGGGAAUUGUAUGUGCUCAAGUUUAACUAUGUACAGUGAGACAUCUCUGCUGACAGGAAAUGCAACUGGAUACCAUUUUUUAUUUUUCCCUGUGACCAAGAUGUUUCAAGUAACCAAUUAUAAUUAAUUUUCUAUUUACUUUCAAAUUUUAAUGCGUCGCUUGUUGAUAUUCGUGUCAGUAAAUGUAUUUUUCAGUUGGAACUUCAUUGUUCAAUUUUAUAAAAAAUAAUUUGAAACAUGUAAAGAUGCAGAUGCUUUUGCAUAUAAUUUUAGUUUGUUGAAAAGAAUAUCGUUCUGUCUGUUUGGCCUCGUGGCAUGCGCAUAGUCGUUAACGUGCCAUGGUGGUAUCUGGCCAGUGUUGAAUGUUCUAAAGUUUUCUGUCAUGUUUCUUGUCUAGUAAGGAAUUUUCACACUUCUGUUUUAAAAAUCUGGAGAGCAUUCACUUGAUUUUUGUCCAGUUUAAUGCAGAUGUGUCUUUAAGAGUGAUUUUCGCAUUAUUUGUAACUAAAAAACACUUGUGAUAUGUAUUGUGUAUUUUCUUUAAGGAUUUGUAAUACUGGAGCAUUCUACAAUCUGACGGUGUUACUCUUAUACGCUAACUUAACACCCAGAAAGCUCAGCCAUAAUCCACAUGAUGCCUUGAUGUCCACUUUCAGUUUUAUUUUUUAACGCUUAAUGUUUCCUUCAAAGAGUAGCGUUUGAGGACAGACAUUGUUUGGGUAUCAGAGCUUAUGCACAGUGUAGGUGGUCAUACGUUGCGUUAGCGUACCGCUGAACUGUUUAGAUUAAAAUUAAAGUCUGGCUGGCAACCCUGUAAUACAGGGUUUAAACCCCAUGCACCCAUAUGAUAAAGGUUAAUGUUUAUUUCCACCUAUUAAGGAUAAUUACUAAUUGUACUGUUAAUAUUCUUAAAUCAAUAACAUUUCUGGUGAUUGUGAUCUGCUUGUCGCUUGUUACGUGUAGAGGAGACAGAUGUAUUGUAAAUGUGAGAACAUCGUCAUCUCAAGUUUUAAAGUAUCUGUUCUGUUUAUUUUAAUUAUUAAUUAAAAUAUAACUCUGUUUUACUAUGAAUGUUAUAAGAUUGUAAUUUUUACAGUUAUGUUAUUGCUAGAAAUGUGAUAACCUAUAUAAGAAAAUAUUAGGUUAGGAACGUCGCAAGUGAAAUCUUCAGAUCUGUAGGUAACAUGUCCACCUCCCGUGUCAGUAACUUCACUCCAGAUGAUUCAAAAUGACCUGAAAACGUAUUUUAUGGCUCUCGCAGUUCUCUUAUUUACUUUUCUGUGUUAUUGAAAUUAAGGGAAUAUCAAAACAUUUCUUCAGAUUGAGAUUGAGCAAUAAGUCGGACUCGCUGCAAGUUACGCGUAAGUUAAUUAAUAACAAGGUAUGUAUUCCAAAGUUAUUAUAUAAAUUCCAGAUGGCUUUCAAAUUAGUAUAAGGUUUUGAUAAUAUAUCAAGAAAGAAUUAUGUAAAUAGCUACUUUCCAUGUAUCUAUGUAAAGGAUGUGGCAUUUUUGUGUAUAGUUACAAGGCAUUAGUUUUAUGAGAUCACAUAAUAAAGAUAUUUCUAGGUUAUGUUUUUAA